Messenger RNA from Nicotiana attenuata, 636 nucleotides. RefSeq lists its product as uncharacterized. The record is from RefSeq and is a predicted model, not a curated record. Lineage: Eukaryota; Viridiplantae; Streptophyta; Magnoliopsida; Solanales; Solanaceae. The transcript is spliced from 4 exons. Bases 1 to 636 code for a protein of 211 amino acids.
AUGGCGGCUCAAGUAAAUUUCGUUAGCGAAAUUAACAGCAAGUCAAUGAAUUGGAAAUUAAAGGUUCGUGUUGUCAGGCUUUGGGAAAAUCCGGAUCGCGACAGACCUGAUACGCCUUUUUCUAUUGAGAUUAUUGUGAUGGAUGAAAAGGGCGACCGCAUUCACGCAAGUAUUGGCAGGUUCAAUCAACAAAUUAAGGAAAUGGGUUUGUACAUCAUGAAGAAUUUCGUGGUUUGUCCAAAUAAUAUGAAACUGAAGACCAAAGACCACAAGUUUAAGUUGAUGUUCACGCAUAAGACCACUGUUGAGGAAAUACAUGAUCCACAUUUCAACAUGUGCAUCUUCAAAUUUAAAACAUAUGACCAGCUAUCAAAUCCUCAGGAAUUUGACAAUACGGAGCUAUUCGAUGUUAUUGGCGAAAUUGUGAGCUAUGAAGACGUACAAUCUAUCAAACAAGAUGAUAGCAUCCGUAUGUUCAUGAACAUUGAGAUACAAAAUUAUGAGAGCAAUACUAUUUCUGCAACUCUUUGGGGAGACUUUGUCGAACAGAUCAAGCUGUAUUUGAAUGGAUCCAAUGAUAAGCCUGUUGUCAUCGUCAUGCAAUUGAUUAGAGCACAUCGAUAUCGAGGUUAUUAA